UAACUGUGGAUAUAUCAAAUUACAACGAUUAGUUCGCGAGUGGCAUUAAAUCGAGUCGGACGUGUUGUAGAAAAAUGACAGCAAGAAUUUUAAUCGUGGGUGCUGGCGCAUCUGGAUUAGCAGCUGCUGCGCGAUUGUACGAGCAUGGGCUAACCAAUUUGCUGAUUCUGGAAGCAACCGAUCGAAUUGGGGGCCGUGUCCACACCGUCCCAUUUGGCGAAAAUGUUAUCGAUUUGGGAGCCCAGUGGUGCCAUGGGGAAAAGAACAAUGCUGUCUAUGAACUUGCCGGCCCGCUGGGACUGUUGGAAUCGUCAGUCGUGGCCAGCGGAAAUGUGCUGAUAAAAAAUAGCGGUGAAAUCGUCCCGCAAGAAGUGACUGAUCGGUUGAUGGCUGUUGCCAAUGAAGUCAUGGAAGCUGAUGAGAUGGCCUCGUACAACGGAACGUUGGGAGAUUUCUUUACUAGCAAGUUUAUGAAACUGAUGGAAGAUGAAAAGAUGAAAGAUAUUGAUCGUGAGUUGGUGCAACAGUUUCUGAGGUUUUACCAAAGCUAUCAAGAAGGAUACAUUGCUACGGAUUCGUGGUAUAACCUUGUUGCUUCAAGUUUGGAAGAUUACGACGAUAGUCGUAAAUCCGACGAUAGAUACAAAUCCGUUUUACAGCUGUUGAUGAAAAAGCACCCUGCCCAAACCGGAGAACCCAUCCCAGUCGAGGAGAAAAUUCUGUUCAACAAAACAGUAUCGAACAUCAAUUGGGCGAAUGUACCUGACCGUCCGAUAACCGUUCAUUGCACUGACGGAACUAGCUACGAUGCCAACCAUGUUAUCACGACCACGUCCAUAGGAGUCCUGAAGGCGAACUAUACCACAUUGUUCACUCCGGAGCUUCCAUCCAUCAAACAGAACGCCAUCAGGGGAAUCUACUUCGGUACGGUCAACAAAAUAAUCAUGGAAUUCGAGAAACCAUUCUGGAGUACCAUGGGAAACACCUUCGGCUUGAUUUGGGAUGCAGAAGACCUGGAAAAACUACGGAAAUCCCAAUACGCAUGGACAGAGGGAGCUUCCGCAUUUUUUAAAAUUGAUCGUCAACCCAAUUUGCUGGCCGCAUGGAUGAUCGGGAAGCAGGGCCGCCAGGCGGAACUUCUGGACGAUCGCGACGUUGUCGCCGGUAUGAUGUUUUUGUUGAAUAUUUUUUUCAAAAACGAGCAGAUUGAGGAACCGGUCAAGAUUGUCAGGUCCAAAUGGUCUACAGAUCGUAACUUUCGGGGGUCGUAUUCCAGUUACUCUUUGGCUACGGAGCAGCUGAAAACCAGUUGUAACGAUUUGGCCGUACCCAUAACUGACUGCCUUGGGACUCCGGUGCUGCUGUUUGCCGGUGAAGCCACCAACCAUGGACAGUAUGGUACCGUCCACGGAGCAAUCGGAAGUGGAAGGCGUGAAGCUGAUCGUUUGAUAAAGCUGUUAACAGAAUAAAUUAUUGAGAAUGUUGAUGAUUUUUUACAGAUUAUGAAAAUUUAAUGCCCAUGAAGCAUAAUAAAAAUCCUUGAAAAUAAAAUAUA
Molecule: messenger RNA, 1555 nt
Organism: Aedes albopictus (Asian tiger mosquito)
Lineage: Eukaryota; Metazoa; Arthropoda; Insecta; Diptera; Culicidae
Product: spermine oxidase
Exons: 3
Coding region: 75-1469 (464 amino acids)
Molecular function (GO): polyamine oxidase activity
Source: RefSeq, a predicted model, not a curated record